Molecule: messenger RNA, 2622 nt
Organism: Striga hermonthica
Lineage: Eukaryota; Viridiplantae; Streptophyta; Magnoliopsida; Lamiales; Orobanchaceae
Source: the annotation of a GenBank genome assembly
AUGCGGCAAAAAUCUGUGAGAGCCCAAAAAAAAAAAUAUAUCCAUAUAACACUUUCCCGCCAAAAAAAAAAUUCACAAUUCUCAAUCGCCGGAGCUUUCGAAGCUUCGACACCGAAGCCGUCCGCGCUGCCGUCAGCCGACAUGUAUGUGAACACAGAUGAAAACAGGAGUGGAAAAACGAGAUUCCGAUCGGCGGCGACUGGCGAUUUGCCGCGCAUCUUGGCCGUCUAUUUCCCCCAAAUCAGCCCCGACGAUGCCGAGUUCAGAUUUCAGCUCACCUCAGACCUCUUUCAGUUCUUCUCAUCUCCGCUGGCCCGACAAUUUGUCGAUCAGGUGAAAGAGGAAGACGGGUUGUUCUUCCUGCCGCUCGAUUUUCAGCAGUUUCGUAAGGUAUGUGACAUUCAAGAAUUUUAUGCGGCCUUAGAGGAAAGGCCCAAAGAUGCUCUGCUGUGUAUGAGUGCCGCCGUGCACAAGGUACAUUUUACGAAAGAGAAUAUGGCAGAGGAUUAUGUAAGGAUGAAUAUCCGUCUGCACAACUACCAGGAGUCGUUGAUUGCGUUGAAGAACCUCAAGGCUGCUUAUAUUGGCAGACUCGUCUCCGUGAGGGGAACUGUAACAAAAGUUAGCACAGUCAAGCCUCUAGUGAUGCAAAUGAGCUUUUCAUGUUUUAAAUGUGGAACCACCAUGACUUGUGACUUUCCUGAUGGAAAAUUUUCUUCACCAACAAGAUGUGAUAUGCAAGCUUGUAAAAGCAGAAAUUUUAAUCCAAUCAGAUCUACUGCUCGGCCGAUCGACUUCCAGAAAAUUAGGGUUCAGGAGCUGCUAAAAUCUGAACAUCAUGAAGAAGGACGUGUUCCUCGGACAGUUGAAUGUGAACUGACCGAAGAUUUGGUGGAUGCUUGCAUUCCUGGAGAUGUUGUGACUGUAUCUGGCUUCAUAAGAGUCAUUAACAAUUAUAUGGAUAUUGGUGGAGGGAAAUCAAAAAGCAAGAAUCAAGCAUUAUACUAUUUGUACCUAGAAGCUGUGUCGGUGACAAACACUAAAUCCCAGACUGUGCCUGAUGAUAUGAAACAUACUGACACCAAUCCUACAAAGGCAGAAAAUUUAGACUUAUACUCGUUUUCUCCAAGAGAUUUAGAAUUCAUUGUAAAGUUUUCUGAAGAGUAUGGUUCUGAUGUAUUCCGGCAAAUUCUGCAAUCAAUUUGCCCAUCCAUCUAUGGCCAUGAGCUUGUUAAAGCGGGAAUUACAUUGUCACUGUUUGGUGGUGUUCGGAAGCAUUCAAUGGAUCAGAACAAGGUACCUGUGCGGGGAGAUAUCCAUAUAAUUGUUGUUGGUGAUCCUGGACUGGGAAAAAGUCAACUACUUCAAGCUGCAGCUUCCGUUUCCCCACGUGGCAUAUAUGUGUGUGGCAAUGCCACAACUAAUGCUGGCCUUACGGUUGCUGUGGUGAAAGAUCAUAUGACUGGUGACUAUGCAUUUGAAGCCGGUGCUAUGGUCAUUGCAGACCGUGGAUUAUGCUGCAUUGAUGAGUUUGACAAAAUGUCAGCUGAACACCAGGCCCUAUUAGAAGCGAUGGAACAGCAGUGCGUCUCGGUUGCGAAGGCAGGACUUGUAGCCAGCUUAUCAGCAAGAACAUCUGUUUUAGCAGCAGCAAACCCUGUUGGGGGUCAUUACAACCGUGCAAAGACUGUGAAUGAGAAUUUGAAAAUGAAUGCCGCUCUUCUCUCUCGAUUUGAUUUGGUUUUCAUUUUGCUUGAUAAACCUGAUGAGUUGCUGGACAAGAGACUUUCAGAGCAUAUAAUGUCACUUCAUGCUGGCAAUGGACAACCAUCACCUUCUGUAAAGAGAUUAUGUACAGAGUCACGUGGUACUAGAAAUGUAGACAUGAAUGUGAAUAACGGUUCACUAGUUGCACGGUUAAGGCUAAACCCUAAGAGAGAUAGUGAUUUUGUUCCUCUCCCUGGUCCUCUCCUGCGUAAAUACAUUGCUUAUGCAAGAACUUACAUAUUCCCAAGGAUGACAAAGCCAGCUGCAGAAAUCUUGCAGAAGUUUUACUUACGUCUUAGAGAUCAUAAUACUUCUGCCGAUGGUACUCCAAUAACAGCUAGGCAGUUAGAAAGCUUGGUUAGGCUUGCAGAAGCUCGAGCCAGGGUGGACUUAAGGGAGGAAAUAAGCACACAAGAUGCUUUGGAUGUUGUUGAAAUAAUGAAAGAAUCGUUAUACGACAAAUAUGUUGACGAGAAUGGCCUUGUCGAUUUUGGGCGUAGUGGGGGAAUGAGUCAACAGAAAGAAGCCAAGAGAUUCUUAAGUGCCUUGAAUAAACAAUCUGAAUCGAAGCAAAAAGAUUGUUUCUCUAUAUCUGAGCUAUACAGUUUGGCAGAUAACAUCAGUUUAAGAGUUUCAGAUAUCGACACCUUAGUGGAUAAUUUAAACACUGCUGGUUAUCUAUUGAAGAAGGGCCCAAGGUUGUAUCAGAACAAGGCCUUCAGAUUUAAAGAUCUCGGCGAUGGAUCACUGAGGCGGGCAGUGUUCGAGGCGACGGUAACCGCGGAUCACUGGGGCUUGUGGCUUUUUUCGGGCUCAAUAGGGGCGCGACGCCAGUUUAUUUCAAAAAAAUUGUGA